Molecule: messenger RNA, 5956 nt
Organism: Anastrepha obliqua
Lineage: Eukaryota; Metazoa; Arthropoda; Insecta; Diptera; Tephritidae
Product: MPN domain-containing protein CG4751
Exons: 8
Coding region: 128-3754 (1208 amino acids)
Biological process (GO): double-strand break repair
Cellular component (GO): BRISC complex; BRCA1-A complex
Molecular function (GO): metallopeptidase activity; polyubiquitin modification-dependent protein binding
Source: RefSeq, a predicted model, not a curated record
AACGGAAAAGCCGAUAAUCGAUGUUUGUCUUACAUUUCAGUAAAUUACAUGUCCAUCAGGCUCUUGAAUUCCACAAAGUUGUUUACUUGUGCUAUAUGUUUUCAUAGUUGGAUUUUGUUUUACUAAUAUGAACAUUAAACAAACAGAGCAACAUGAUCGAAAAUUGAGUGAUUCUGAGCUUGAAAUGUAUAGUGUAAAAUCCACCGACCUGCAGGAAUCAGUGGAGAAUGUGGAAGAAAGGGAUGCUGAGAGCGAAGAUGAAAACGACUAUGAGGCCAAAGAAAAUAACGAAGGAGUAAAUGGCACCACUCGUACAGUUACGUUACAAACAUUAAUGAGCGCAAAUGUUUUGCAGCCAGGAAGAUCACUAAUGACAAUAGAUUACUUGGGACAAAAGUUUGUUGGAGAUUUAAUGCCGGAUGGCAAGAUUAAGUCACAAGAAACAGAAACUGUUUUCCUCACACCAAGUGCUUGGGCAGUGCAUUGCAAACGCAUUAUUAAUCCCGAAAAGAAAAGUGGCUGUGGUUGGGCAUCUGUAAAAUAUAAAGGAAAAAAGUUAGAUGCUUAUAAAAACUCAUGGCUGAGAAAGUGCGCGUUACAAAAAGAAAGCAGCGUGGACGAUUUGGACUCAGAAGCUGACAAAAAGGCAGAUUUUCUUUUACCACUAAUAAAACGAACUUUGUGCCCAUACAAUACUGUAAUCAAUAGAAAUUUUUCGCAUGAUGGAAAUAUGCUUAUCAAAGCAGUGCCAUUUACAUCAAUGGGCAAAGUUCAACCAUUUUUAGUUACGUUUAAUUCCUCAGCUCUACUACUUGCUGAUUUUCACUGUCACUUAACUAUGCGAGAAGUGUGCGGUUAUUUUGGAGGCCAUUGGGAUAUAAAUACACACACACUCACGAUAAAUAAAGCCUAUCCAUGUCGAAACGCUCGCUUUGAUCCUCAAAAAGUGGCCGAAGAAGAGCGCGACAUAAAAAACGCGAUUAUGCAAGAUCAGCUUUUACUCGUGGGUUGGUACCAUUCCCAUCCAAAGUUUCAAGCGGAACCUUCAUUGCGGGACUGUGACGCUCAGUUGGACUUUCAAAUUAGAAUGCGUGGUUUAUCAGAUGUCACUUAUACUCCUUGUGUUUCAACAAUCAUUUCAUCUUAUUAUGACGAAAAUCCAACUUUAGAAUCAGUUGUAAAAUCUAUUUGGAUUAUGCCACCAAAUGAAACUAAGCAAAUUGCGGAAUAUGGAUGUCCAAUGCUAAUGCAAUACUCAGUUUUGAUGGACAAGGAGAUACCAGAAUAUGUGCGCUGUGAAGUUCAGGCGUGUGCUGAAUAUUACGCAUUGUUUAAAAAUGAAUUUGUGAAAUUCAAUAGUUUAUUCAGUGAAGAUGUUACUUUUUUAGAAAAGUUAAAAAACACCUUGCGCUCUAAGAUUCCUAUAAAGCAAGAUUAUACGACCUUAUGGAACUGGAUUUGUGAAGUUUUGGGUUGUGCACAAAAAGAAGAAUUUAUUCCUUCUAAAACGAUACCAACCAUUGACCUAAAUAAGGGUGAAACAACUGACACAACUAUAUCUAUGCCAUAUUCGGUGAAUUCGCCACAAGAUGAAAAAACAAAAGAUGAUUAUAUCACUAGAAUUGUUGAACUGGAAAAAAAUGAUUUUGAUAAAAAGGUUAGCGAAAUAAAAGUUAUGACCCUGCAGGAACAACUUUGCUUGCCAUCGGGAUUAAACAUGAAUCCGGUGCGUACGUAUGCACCUUUGACAACACCAAAUCUGCUGGGGGUCGGUAAUAGGUCGUCUCUUCCAACCCAAAACACCCCGUCAUCUUCUUGCCAUACACCUAUUAGUUCAGCAAAUACAACCAUAUGUUCAGGGCUGCUAUCCCCACUGCCGACCGUCGUUACAGCUGGUAAUAAUACCACCGCAACUAAGUCAACUGUGUCUGCUACAGAAAUCUACGACAGUCCGAUAACGGUUCCCUCAAGCCCAGCCAAAUCUGAGAUACCUAUCAAAAGUUCUUCACCACCUAAAUCCGAAACACCAUUGUAUACUCUACAUUUGCUUAACUCUCCUGUACAAAGUCCCAGGAGCAACAGUAAUAUUACCCAAAAUAUCUCUAACAAUAAUAAGUACGAGGCCCCUAAUAUAUCUCAAACGCAAUCUGCAAUAUUCCCUUCUACAACGAAUGAUUUGGUUGCUGCGAGUUUGGCGCAACUGACUGGUCAGCUAGUACCCAAUUUUCUACAAAAUGAUUUAGCUAAUCUUUUUCAACAGCACCAGAGUGAUAAAAAUUAUGGAAAUUAUACUCUUAAUCAAAUAGCUUCUGGAAAUGGUGAAGAACAAAAAAAUAGUUUAAGCGAAACAGCCGCAAGCCGUUGCUCGAAGAACUUCAAUUUGCCGCGUAUACAAGAAUUAUUAGUACAUAAUCAAGAAAUGUUAAUAAAUACUAAAAAUAAAACAGAUCCAUCGAAAAUAUCUUCGAAUUUAAAUUUCUCAUCGAUUUCCUCAAAUUUUCACAAAACGAAACUAAUGAAAGAAUUAAGUAAUAUUAAAAAUGAUCCUUCUAAAAUAAACAAAUUAAUGCGUUCUCCGGAAUAUGCUGCUCUCUUAUUACAUCAGGCAGAAGCACUCGGUGCAACUACUCUAAGUACUCUUGGGAUUGGAUCAGAUUUAAAUUUCUUAACAGGAAGUAGUAUUGGGACCAAAGCCAAUGCAUCACAAAUUGCUGACUAUAAUAACUUAGUUCAAGUUUCAAAAACUCUUGGGUAUGAAUCUUGUAUGCAAUUAGCAAAAUCUGAUGAUUUGAAUAAUUUUCUACAACAACAAAUAGGCGCUGUUGCAGCUGCUACUUUAGCUAAUGUGUCCCUAUCGUCGUCACAUAAUGCCUCUAAAAAGCAAAAGCAGCCAGAAUCGAAACCCUUAACCGACUACAGUUCUAUUUUAGAAACAUACUCAAAGCUUUUUGAACCCGAAAGUAGUUUUCGGGGCGGUGAAAUUAUAGGAAAUACCGCAAACAAUGCGCGUCGUGAGUUGUCUGCUCUGUUUUCAUCUGAUACCGAACUAUCUGUAUUUGAUACAAAACCGAAGUCUAAAGAUGCCACUUUGCAAAUUCAAGAAAAACAAAAUUCAAAUAAAAACCAGUUCGAAAAUUUAUUGUUUUGUCAUCAAAGUAAAAUUUCACCAGACCUGGGUACACUAUACGCAACUUCCACAGCAACAACUAAUAAACCAGAAACACCGCAGGAUUAUCUUUAUCUCCAGCAGCAACAUGAGAAACAUGAUAGUAAUUUUUUCAUUUCGCCUGCUGCCAUGAUGAAAAUACAAACAGAUUCUCUUUCGGCAAUGAUGAUGAAACCUCCUAAGACCACAUCAUCAACUAUUUCUUCAUUAUCUCGUACACGAGAAACAUCAACAUCUCCUGCCCUUCGAUGUCUAACGCCAACAAAAAGCGGCGCUGGAAGCUCAAACGCAUGCAAUACCACUAAUUUAAAAUAUAAUUUUAGUGCAACUGAUUUAGCUGUUUCCAGUAUACAGUCUAACACAUCCGCUUCGGUUCCUGUAGAAGCUGGUAAUAAUUUAAUAAAGCAUCGAAGGCUCUCGAAUACACCACCUGUUGACCUGAGCUGCCUUUAUGGUGAAGGCCAGUCACCUUUGGGAAAGGGUUACAUGAAAAAACGAAUGGAAUUUUCAUCAAUAGCGGAAUUAGCGGCUCCUCCGCCUACAAAAAUGUCUAAAGUAAAUGAAGACACACUUUCUGUUCUGCAAUGAUACAAUUAUUCAGAAUUUAAAAUGUUGGUAAAACCUACAUGGAGGGUGAUCCAUAUAGUGGUUUAUUUUCGAAAAUUCAAAAAAAUGAACAAAAAUUGUUUUUUUUUUAACAGUAGAUUAUUGGUUUAUUCGAGCAAACAUUCCCAUUAUUUGUUGAACACGAUUUCAUUCUUGUGGCAGUAGCAUAUGCUGUUAACCUAGUUUUCCUAGACCUUGGUGACGGUUUCUGGCUCUACUAUAUCUUACAAAGGGUUUGCUCGACGCUCACCUUAAGGAUCUGAAUCUUUAACGGAAUAGGACAACAUUAGCCCUUCUCGGCAUCCCACGGCGUCGAUUCGCAGCUCGGAAGUGGCCAAUAGACAUCGACGCGACGGCUGAUAACUAGUGAUGGGCGAGUCCGAGAUGUUUAAACAAUCGAGAGAAUCGCCAUCAUUGCAAAAGUAAAAUCGAGUCAAGAAACGACUCGCUGCACGAGUGUACAAUCGAGCUGUUUUCGACCGUUUCGAGUAGACUGAUUUAUCAUCGACAACUCAAUCGAUAGCUUAUUCAGGUGGGAGUUCAAAAUUUUAAAAUGCCUCGCUUAAAAAAAACAAUAGUAUUGGAGUUUUUUAAUAAAAUAUCGGAUCGUGACAGCCCAAUAUCAGCUAACUGCAAGUUGUGCAAAUGCGCUAAAAAUAUUUUGGAAUUUCGAAAAGUUUUGAUGCAUAUGGUUGUCGUCGUCUGCCAACCUUUAAGCAUGGUUGAAGACUGUGGUUUCAAUUAUUAUUCUUCUUAAAUGAUGCGAUAACCGCUUACGCUAUUUUGGCUGAGUUUAACAAAGUGCGCCAGUCAUUUCUUUCUCGUGCUAACCGGCGCCAGUUGGACACACGAAGUGAAGCUAAGUCCUUCUCCACCUGAUCUUUCCAAUGCAGAGGAGGGUUUCCUCUUCCACUGCUACCAUCAGCUGUUAUCGCAUCGAAUACUUUCAAAGCCGGAGCGUUUAUAUCCUUUCGGACGACAUGCCCCAGCCAGCGAAGCCGCUGGAUCUUUAUUCGCUGUAUAUGUAUAUGCCGUCGUAAAGCUCAUACAGCUCAUCGUUCCAUCGCCUGCGAUAUUUGCCAUCGCCAACGUGUAAAGGUCCAAAAAUCUUCCGCAGAAUUUGGUUUCAAUUAUUUCACAAAAAAUGUAUAACACGUCACAAACUUCCAUCUCCCAAAGUUCUAUCAAAAAGUAUGUUAGCGAAAACAUAUGAUCCCAUGAGUUCGGAUUUCAGGAGCAUGCUGUAGGAGCCAACUAUAUAUAUUUAAGAACCAACUUGCGGACUUUCGACAGCAACCGUUGCUAUAUAACUGUUACGGCACAUUUCAUUUACGACUUUUUUGUUUUGGCAACCGAAGAAGUCAAAACUGGCCAUUCGUAUACUGGUUUAAGAAAGCGUUCAGUUUACCAACAAAUUAAGCACAUUACUUGAGAUUCAAAGGGCUUCCGAAGACCGGUAAUACAGAAGAUUAAAGCCAUUUCGACAAAAAAAGUUGCUGCUAUAACUUCCACCACUACACCGACAACUGCUUAUAUUUUGAUGAUAAAGCAAUAUUUGAAAUGCCUUAUUUCGAUCGUAAGCAGGAUCCAUUACGGCUUUGGGAAAUUCAUCAUUCUAAGUUUCCAGAAAUAUAUACAUAUAUUAGCUUCUAAUUACCUAAAUAUUUCUACAACUUCUGUACCCUCGGAACAUAUAUUUAGUAAAGCUGGUAUGAUGACCAAUUUGAAGCGAAACAGAUUGGACUCAUAAAGACUGGAUCAACUCUUACUUUUAAGUGAGAAUUUAGACUUGAAUUCUUUGUUUUGAUAUUUAUUAUCAAAUUUAUAUAUACUAAUUGAGAUAACUGUUGGGUAUACACAGUAAAGAAGAUUUACAGAAAAUAUCGCUUUUUUCUAAUUACUAUUCGUAACAUUAAGACACCUCGUUUUAUGCCCACUUUAUGAAAGGAAAUUAAAAAAAAAAAUCCAUAGAAGCAAUAUUUACUAUAAUUGAUCUCAUUUUUUUUUUUAUAAACCGACAAAGAUAUAUUUUUUUCUUCCUAAUUAUUAUGUGUAUAAUUCCAAUGAUCCCAGUUUUUCUUUACAAAAAUGGUUACAUGUACAAAUGAAGUUGCCAUGAGCCUCAAGCAGUAUUGCCCACUUUCAAUAAGCUGCAAAACUUGGAAAACCGCUACCGCUUUAAAA